This is a messenger RNA of Oppiella nova, 1989 nucleotides long. Lineage: Eukaryota; Metazoa; Arthropoda; Arachnida; Sarcoptiformes; Oppiidae. The record is from the annotation of a GenBank genome assembly.
GCACCACCACAACGAUUACUACUGGAACGACAGCUCCAUAAGAGUGUACUGAUAGGUUGGCUGCACCCGGAGUGUCCCAAAGCCUUCAUCGAGUCCUUUCAGAUCUAUGUGGACGGCGUCCUCAAGGCUACCAUUCCUAGUGGUGACAGAACCAAAGCACUGGUCGAGGGGGUCGACUCAUCUAUGCCUCAUAGGAUUAGCGUGAGAGCUACGGACAGGAGCGGUCGCCAGUCCAAAGACCCGGCCUGUACUAUAGUGAUCGGCAAAAGCAUCCCAUUCGCGCCGUGCUGUGUGAAGGCCUCCAACAUAAGCUCGGACUCGGCGGUCAUCUCGUGGAUCCCCUGCAACUCCAACUUCUACCACGUGGUGGCCGUCAACAGCGUGGAGGUGCGCACCGUACGGCCCUCGGUGUUCAAGCACCUGAUCACGGGCCUGGCCGCCAAUACCAUGUACAGAGUGUCAGUACGUGCCAAACCGGGUAAGCUAUUGUGCAGCGACGAGAAAAAUCCCAAAAAGUUGGAAAUGCUCACCACUUUCGUCGACUUCCGGACUCUACCCAAAAGUCUUCCCGAUCCACCCGUUGAUAUACAAGUAGAGUCGGGCCCCCAAGAGGGUACGCUACUGGUCACGUGGCUGCCGGUGACGCUAAACCAAUUUGGAACCUCCAAUAACUGCCCGGUGACCGGGUAUGCCGUGUUUGCCGGCCAUAAAAAGUUAUCGGAAAUUGAUAGCCCCACGGGCGAUCACGCGUUGCUGGAAAUCUGUUCGUUAGAGCACUUGCAUAAGAAAGCGGUGACAGUGCGGACCAAAUCCGGUGAGAACCUGUCCCAGGACUCCAUGCCCUGUCAGAUACCCGACGAGUUACUCAAACUGCCGCCAAUGGCCGUUCACUCCAAAAAGGCCGUAUACGACGCGCACCGAACAAAACAACAGGCGGUCAGUCGGCCGUCGACGCGAACAAGUGCUACAACCCGUGCCCUCCAACAGAAACACCACCACCAGAGCCACCAUCACAUGCAGCAAACCGGUCACCAAAUGCAACAACAGUCUCAUCACCACAUGAUUACGGGUCAGUCGAUGGGCGGCCGUAUGGAUGACGGCAUGUCCGGGCAGGACCUCAUCUCGCGGAUGAACAUCCCGGCCAUCGAGAUCACGAAAGACACGCCCAGCGAAUCCAUUAACCCCAUCGAGAGCUACUCGGAGGAGGAGUUCGAGACAAUGAGACAGCGGUCGUCGGGCGGCCAUAUGGCCGGCCAGAGGGCCUACGGGUCGUCACCGGUGCCGCCGCACAGAACGCGCGCUAUUAGUGACUACGAGAGGUCCCAUUUUGGACCAUCGGAUCACACGCCUAACCGUCGCGUAGGCGGCCCUCAGAUGCAGAGGGAUCGCGAGCGCGGCAUCCGCUGGUUUGUGGCCCUCUUCGACUACGACCCCCUCUCCAUGUCGCCCAACCCGGACGCCGCCGAGGAGGAGCUACCCUUCCAAGAGGGACAGCUCAUCAAAAUUUAUGGGGAUAAGGAUGGCGACGGUUUCUAUAGGGGUGAGGCGAAUGGGAGGGCAGGUUUUGUACCGUGCAAUAUGGUGUCCGAAGUGCAAUACGACAACGAAUCCGAUAUGAGACAACGGCAGCUCCACCAACAGGGGGCUGAUCCCUGGUCUCACUUGAAUGUGCGAAAAAUGGUCGCCCUCUACGACUACGACCCACAGGAACUGUCGCCCAACGUGGACGCGGAGAUGGAACUGGCGUUCAAUACGGGUGACAUAGUGUAUAUCUACGGGGACAUGGAUGAGGACGGCUUCUUUAUGGGCGAAGUGAACGGCGUUAGGGGUCUCGUGCCCUCCAACUUCCUGUCGGAGGCCGGCCCGGGAGGCCAGACCGGUGGUGUGGGCGGCCCUCAGCAACCGCUACAGCAGCCACAGCCCGUUGAUCCCAAUGCUCGUCAUGUGAGUCGCUUUAAAGGUGGGGAGUGGAGCACAAGGAUGUUAUAA